AUGGAAUCAGUCGUGUAUGAGAACUCGCCUUUGGCUGAAUAUUUGGAAGGGGAGGGUGGAAACGAAGAGAGCUGGCCCGUGGAGAACCAAAGCGACGAUGAACAUACCCAUACCUUCAACUUUGCCCCUCAGGGGUCUUCCAAAUUCCAGGAUCGCGUUCGAAACAAACUACCGAAGCCUCUCAAUCUCCGAGGCACACCACAUGGGGAACUGAUCAGGAAACUAUAUGACGCUUGCUCGUCCGCCCUGAACGUCCGAUUAGCACGAAGCGACAACGAACGAUUUUUGGAACAAUUUGGCUACGUUAUUGUCGCGUCGCAACUGUUGAACGAACACAGCGCUCCUUCCUACACAUCCGCUGCAGAUGUCCUAUCUGCAAAACAACCCUCAACUCUCCCGUCCCUAUCUACAACUUUUGGAAUUCAAGGCGCCCUUGUCACAGCCCUCACAUCCUUUUCUAUUGCUUGGUUAUUACAUUGGAGCCGUUCAAGGACUGGGUCAGGACCCAGUCUCAAGAAAGUUGGAGUGCUUCUUAUAUUUGUGCCUGCUGUCGGUAUCUUGUUCUAUGCUUUCGCAAAACGACAGUGGUUGAAAUAUCUCCGGCACCAGGCUGUUGAAGCAGCUGGAACUUUUAUUGGAAAUGCUCAAGGAUUUGAUUCGGCUGCGUCGGCUUCCGUGGUCUUUAUUCAGGAGGUUGAACUUGUAUCCAGAGGUUAUCGGAUAAGUACUCCUCUACCACCCAUCAGUCGGCUGGAGGAUGCAGUACAAACGCGACGAUGCUUGAGAUUGCGCCGAGCGGUGUCCGAAUGCUUCUACUCCAUGCUCGAGCGGUAUAUUCAAUCCCAGAAUACCUUACGCCCACUGACCGAUGAAGGCGAUCUUGCGAAAUAUUACGACAUUUAUGACAUUGGACUGGAAGAACUCGAAGGAAUUGAGGUGUCCCUGUCGCAGCGAACCAACGAGGAUCAAUACUCGUUGCGCUCCCUGAGGGAUCUAUUUGGAAAACUGUACAGCGUGAGAAAAAGCGUGUUGUGCUGCUUGCUAGCCCUCAGCGCCGAUGGUGGUGGCUCUGAUAUUGCUCGGUGGAGUUCUGCCGUUGAGGAAAUGCGUGAGCUUGCUACGGUGACUGGCAACAGCAUGCUGAAAAUGACAGCAAUUUUAAACGAGGAGGACCGUGAUAACAUUCCUCCCUCCCCAUUACCUUCCGCCUCGCCAAGCAGGGACCACCUACGUGCUCAAUUUCGACGGCUCAACUCUUUGUCACAAGGGGUCCGUGCCUUGCAUGCUAAAAUGCACAUUGCCAGCGAGGAGUCACAUGCCAAUCUAGAACGCGCAGACCCCGACUUUGAAGCCACCCUCCUUACACAAUAUGACUCGGUUGGCAGUGAUCUUAGGGCUCUUCUCCAAGAGUGGGAAGUUGGUAGAGUCGCCUUGGUAAACCAACAUGAUCGCCUUAGUGUCGGGGAUCGCUCGCGACCGCCAAGUACUUUCUUGUUACCUAUGUCCCCCACUCCUAGCCUGGGAGGAUCUACCGCAGUCGAGGGCAGCCCGAUGGAUGCACUUGAAGCCUUAACUGGCGAGGGCCGGCCGGAUCUGACCCAGACCUAUGAUGACGAGGAAAUUUUCGAAGCUGUUGUACUCCCGGCCUCGAGAAACAAGAGAGUUUCUUUGACAAGAGACGAGCGUCUCGCGCGUACUGCUGCCUCUUUCAUCUUCGCUCAAAUACAUACCCAGUUCACUCUCCUCGUCCUCCUACCACCCUCUUCACUUCAAAAAGACACACACUCUCCUCAUAUUUCCUUACGACCCAGUUUUAAAUACACACACAUCAAGAUGUUGGAAGCACGAUUGGAACAGGCCAGCCUUCUGAAGCGCGUCGUCGACGCCAUCAAGGAUCUUGUCCAGGACUGCAACUUUGAUUGCAAUGACUCCGGAAUCGCUCUCCAGGCUAUGGACAACUCUCACGUUGCCCUAGUUUCCAUGCUGCUCCGCGCCGAGGGUUUCUCUCCCUACCGCUGCGACCGUAACAUCGCCCUCGGCAUCAACCUGCUCUCCCUGACCAAGGUGCUCCGCGCCGCCCAGAAUGAAGACAUCCUGACCCUCAAGGCCGAGGAUUCCCCCGAUGCCGUCAACUUGAUGUUCGAGAGUGCAGAGACAGACCGACUGAGCGAGUACGACAUCAAGCUCAUGGAUAUUGACCAGGAGCACCUGGCUAUCCCCGAGACUGAGUACGCUGCCACCGUGGAGAUGCCUUCUUCCGAGUUCCAGCGCAUCUGCAGAGAUCUCAACGCGCUGUCCGAGUCAGUCGUGAUUGAGGCCAGCAAGGAGGGUGUCAAGUUCUCCUGCCAGGGUGAUAUCGGUAACGGAUCCGUCACCAUCCGCCAACACACCAACGUCGACAAGCCCGACCAGAACGUUGUCAUCAACCUCUCCGAACCCGUCGCCCUGACCUUCUCCCUCAAGUACCUCGUCAACUUCUGCAAGGCCUCCAACCUGUCUUCAUCUGUCGUGCUGCACCUCUCCCAGGAAGUGCCGCUGCUCGUUGAGUACGGUCUCGGAAGUGGCCACCUGCGAUUCUACCUCGCUCCUAAGAUCGGUGACGAAGAGUAA
Penicillium concentricum is the source of this 2610-nucleotide messenger RNA. RefSeq lists its product as uncharacterized. Gene Ontology annotation, cellular component: PCNA complex. Gene Ontology annotation, biological process: translesion synthesis; regulation of DNA replication; leading strand elongation. The record is from RefSeq and is a predicted model, not a curated record. Lineage: Eukaryota; Fungi; Ascomycota; Eurotiomycetes; Eurotiales; Aspergillaceae. Bases 1 to 2610 code for a protein of 869 amino acids. Gene Ontology annotation, molecular function: myosin binding; DNA polymerase processivity factor activity; DNA binding. The transcript is spliced from 10 exons.